UCGAAGUGCAAAAGACCCCGUUUUAGUUGUAAAUACGCAAAGUAAACAAAAAUUAGUCUGCUGGACAGGAACCGGAAUCUCUUACUCAUUGCAAAAAAGAAACCCAAACCUGAACUUUAAACUCAAAGUCAAGUAUUAAAGUGCUUGAAAGAUGGACCAGAAGCGUGCUAUGCUGUAUCCACAGGUGGAUUUCAACACUCCGACCGCCCCCUCACCGACACCAACGAGGGAGUUGGGUAAUCCCAUGGGCCUGCCCGUGGAGGCUCCGCCGUCAUACGACAUGGCGGUCUCUGUUCCGGUGGUUUCCGCACCAGCGAUUGCCCCAGCUCCGCCGCCCGUGGUGGUUGUCGAACAGCCAGCACUACAGCCGCCUACAGUGGUGCCGAUCGAUACCUUGAAUUUGGGACCGAAUCGAUGUAGAGUUCUCUGCCCAGCCUGUGGGGCCAAUAAAACUACUAGGAUGACUCAUACAGCUAACUCUAGGACCCACUUGGUAGCAGGUCUACUCUGCUUAGUAGGUUUUUGCUGCUGUGCCUGUUUCGUCCCCUAUUGCAUGAACAGUUGCCGCACAGGAAAUCACUACUGUCGCAAAUGCAACACCUUCCUGGGAGCCUACAAUCCAAAAGGGAUGAACCGAUGAUAAGACUGCGAUUAGAUGUGAUCUAAAAGAUAGAAAAAAGAUAGAACAGUUAAAAGUAAUACGCAACCACAUAUCAGCUGACGUUUGCCAGCUAUAAUAUUUUACAGUAGCCAUUGGCUAAAAUGCACAUCGUUAGCGUCCAAGGCCAAACAAAAAAUGGUAAUCUAUUAUUUAAAAAUAUUUGAAGUUGCUGAAGUUGUUUAAGUUUUCCUAAUAUUAACCGAUAAAUACUAUAAUAAACAUAAGCAAAACCGCUUACCUUUGCAUUGUUGAUGAA
Drosophila eugracilis is the source of this 917-nucleotide messenger RNA. RefSeq names its product lipopolysaccharide-induced tumor necrosis factor-alpha factor homolog. Bases 152 to 640 code for a protein of 162 amino acids. Lineage: Eukaryota; Metazoa; Arthropoda; Insecta; Diptera; Drosophilidae. Gene Ontology annotation, molecular function: zinc ion binding. The transcript has 3 exons. The record is from RefSeq and is a predicted model, not a curated record.